AUGUAUAAUAUAUUUUAUUUAAGUGAAAUUGAGGCUGCUAUAAAUAAUAUUAAUAAUAAUAUUACUACAAUUACAAAUCCACAAUUGGGAGAGAAUGAGGAUAGUCAAAAACUAGAAAAUAAGCCAACAACAAAGAAGGCUGGAAUAAGCGAUAUUUUGACAGUUUCUUGGUUGAGAACAGUACUUUUAGUUGGUAUUGCUGUAGCUAUUACACAGCAAGCAUAUGGAGUUGCUAUUGGAAUGCUUUAUGGGACUGAAGUGCUCCGAGAAGCAGGGCUGGAUACGAAAAUGGCUUUAAUUGCUAAUAUUGGAAUUGGGUUGGUUUCAUUUCUGGCUUCUUGGGCUGGUCUUUUAGUAGUUUCUAGAGUUGGGCGACGUUCACUUCUCAUUUUCGGCCAAAUAGGCACUUUAUCAGCACAUUUAGCUAUUGUUGUAUGCUCAGCAAUUUUGCCUUAUGGAACAGCUCGUGGUUGGGCUACUUUUGGCCUUUUACUCCCUUUCUUAGCAUUCUCACAGGGGGCUAUAUCUACAGUCACUUGGUUUUUACAAUCUUCGAAAUUUUUUAAAAUUAUUUUAAGGUUAAUGUCAGCAGAAAUAUUUCCUUUAAGUAUGCGCGGUAUUGGUACAGGUAUUUGUAUGUUAUCUGCAUGGACAACUGCUUGUACUAUUAGUCAAUUAUUUCCUGUAAGUAUAACCUUCCGGAAGAAAUAUAAUAAACCAGAAUUCAUAACUUUCCGAAAAAUAUAA
Molecule: messenger RNA, 747 nt
Organism: Meloidogyne enterolobii
Lineage: Eukaryota; Metazoa; Nematoda; Chromadorea; Rhabditida; Meloidogynidae
Source: the annotation of a GenBank genome assembly